Messenger RNA from Condylura cristata (star-nosed mole), 783 nucleotides. It is a transcript of the gene GZMK, whose product is annotated as granzyme K (granzyme 3; tryptase II). Gene Ontology annotation, molecular function: serine-type endopeptidase activity. NCBI's taxonomy places the organism in Eukaryota, Metazoa, Chordata, Mammalia, Eulipotyphla, Talpidae. Gene Ontology annotation, biological process: proteolysis. The record is from RefSeq and is a predicted model, not a curated record.
AUGACUAGUUUUUCUUCUUUUUGUUUAUUUUUCCUAAUAACUGCAGCUUAUAUAACUCUAAGGUGUUUCAACAUGAAAAUUAUCGGAGGAAGAGAAGUAUCACCCCAUUCCAGGCCAUUCAUGGCUUCCAUCCAAGAUAAGGGCAACCAGAUUUGUGGAGGUGUGCUGAUCCAUCCACAGUGGGUACUGACAGCAUCCCAUUGCCAUACUAGGUCUGCCAGAGACAAGUCUUUCAAAGUGGUUUUAGGAGCACACUCCCUCUCAAAGAAUGAGGAUUCCAAACAAACAUUUGAUAUUAGAGAAUUCAUACCAUUCCCACAAUUUGGUUCAGAUCAUAAAGCGAAUGAUAUAAUGCUGGUUAAGCUUCACAGAGCCGCAAAACUCAACAAACAUGUCCAGCUGGACAUGAUUCAAAAUGAUAUUAGAGCUGGAACAAAAUGCCAGGUUAUUGGCUGGGGAACUAUAGACCCUGAAGUCUUAAUUCCCUCUGAUACUUAAUUCCCUCUGCAAGAAGUCACUGUUACCAUCAUCAAUAGAAAACGUUGCAGCAGCAGGAGUUAUUACAACCACAUGCCUACGGUAACUAAAGAUAUGUUAUGUGCAGGAGAUGCCAGAGGCGGGAAAGAUUCCUGCCAGGGUGACUCGGGUGGCCCGUUGGUCUGCAAAGGCACCUUCUCUGCCAUAGUAUCUGAAGGUCAUGAAUGUGGGAAUGCCCAAAAAUCUGGGAUCUAUACCCUGUUGAACAAGAAAUACCAGGGUUGGAUCAAAAGUGUAAGGGCCUGA